Lotus japonicus is the source of this 1969-nucleotide messenger RNA. Its product is annotated as galactan beta-1,4-galactosyltransferase GALS2. The record is from RefSeq and is a predicted model, not a curated record. Bases 180 to 1709 code for a protein of 509 amino acids. The transcript is spliced from 2 exons. Lineage: Eukaryota; Viridiplantae; Streptophyta; Magnoliopsida; Fabales; Fabaceae.
CACUCCCAUUCCAUAAUAUUCUUCAUUUCUUCUUCUAAUUGCCAUUACAUUCUAACCACACUCUGCGUGCCUUUAUAUUUAUAACCCCAAAACCAACUCUCCAUUAACCAAAACGAAAUAAACAACCACUCUCUCUUUCUUCUUCUUCUUCUUCUUCUGCACUCAGAAGCAGAGCAACAAUGGCGAAAGAGAGAGAGAAGAAGCUGCUACUCCCUCUCCUCGGAAACUACGCCGCCGAACUCAAACUCCUCCUCACCACCCUCCUCAUCCUCUGCUCCAUCGCCACUUUCCUUCAGUUCAUCCCUUCUCGCUUCACCUUCUCCGCUUCCGAUCUCCGUUUCUGCAUCUCCAGAGUCACCCAACCCCAACCUGUUUCCAUCACCCAAAAAACCGCCACCACCACCACCACCGCAACCUCACCGCCUCCUCCUGUUCUUCCACCGCCGUCACCACCACCACCGGUCGUGCACGAGCAAGUGGUGGAAGGCGGUGUCAUCAAACGAACCUUCAACCCGUACGGCUCCGCCGCCUACAACUUCAUCAGCAUGGGCGCUUACAGAGGAGGACUCAACACGUUCGCCAUUGUCGGCCUCGCUUCGAAGCCGCUUCAUGUUUACAGCAAACCGACUUACCAGUGUGAGUGGGUCCCUCUCACCGGCGCCGGAGAAAACAACACCGUCACCACCGUCGGGUACAAGAUCCUCCCUGACUGGGGCUACGGCCAUGUCUACACCGUCGUGGUAGUCAACUGCACGUUCCCGGUGCCGCUCAACGUUGAAAACUCCGGCGGGAAGCUAAUCCUCUACGCCUCCACCUCCGGCGGAGGCGACGCCAGCCGCAACAUCACCGACCGGAUGGAAGUUCUCACGGAGGCGCCGGGGACUCUCGACACUGCCCUCUUCACCUCAAAGCCGAAGUACGAUUACUUCUACUGUGGCUCCUCCCUCUACGGCCCUCUGAACCCACAGAGGGUUCGAGAAUGGAUCGCUUACCACGUGAAAUUCUUCGGUCCCAGUUCACAUUUCGUGAUUCAUGAUGCUGGUGGGGUUCAUGAGCAGGUGCGUGAAGUGCUGAAGCCAUGGAUUGAACUUGGGUAUGUGACACUUCAAGAUAUCAGGGACCAAGAGAGAUUUGAUGGGUAUUAUCACAACCAGUUCAUGGUGGUGAAUGAUUGCUUGCAUAGGUACAAGUUCAUGGGGAAAUGGAUGUUCUUCUUUGAUGUGGAUGAGUUCAUCUAUGUUCCACCUAAGAGUACUAUUAAGACUGUGCUUGAUUCACUCUCUGAGUAUAAUCAGUUCACCAUUGAACAGAUGCCAAUGAGUAGUAAACUCUGCCUCUCUUCUGAUUAUGGAAAAACAUACAGGAAAUGGGGUUUUGAGAAGUUUGUGUACAAAGAUGUGAAGAAGGGAAUUAGGAGGGAUAGAAAAUAUGCGGUGCAACCGCGUAGCUUGUAUGCAACAGGGGUUCACAUGUCACAGAAUCUGGAAGGAAAAACAACUCACAAAACUGAAGGAAAGAUAAAAUAUUUCCACUACCAUGGAACCAUAGCAGCAAGAAGAGAAUCAUGUAAAAUGCUAAUAAAUUCAACAGAAAUCACAUAUGACAAGAAUCCCUAUGUGUUGGAUACCACCAUGAGGGACAUAGCUGGUGUGAUAAAGAAAUUUGAGCUCAAGAUGAUUGGAGACAGGCUACAAAAGACACGGCAAUGACAGCUUCAUCACAUUUUAAUCUUUUUAUUUUUUUAAACUAUAUAAUAACUUUUGGUAGAAUAGGAAUUCAUUUAGUGGUUGUUCUUUUUCUGUCUAAAAUAUUUUUUUAUUUCGUAUAUUUACAGAUGGGUAUAUGAUAUGAUGAUAUGUUUUUUUUUUUGUAUGUUUCUUUUGUGUUUCCUGUUAUUUUAUUUUAUUCUAUUGUUACUUAUAUCUGUACAGAUAAUUAUUAUAAUGAAUAAAGUUGAAUGGUUCAAUAA